Molecule: messenger RNA, 2869 nt
Organism: Bradysia coprophila
Lineage: Eukaryota; Metazoa; Arthropoda; Insecta; Diptera; Sciaridae
Gene: Ythdc1
Product: YTH domain containing 1
Biological process (GO): mRNA splicing, via spliceosome; regulation of alternative mRNA splicing, via spliceosome
Cellular component (GO): nucleoplasm
Molecular function (GO): mRNA binding; N6-methyladenosine-containing RNA reader activity
Source: RefSeq, a predicted model, not a curated record
GAAGUGUCAUCCGCUUCGGUAGUGAGAGUAAUAGUCGUAUAGUGAUGUGGUGCAAUGAUUUUGUUUUUGACGUAAGCCAUUAUAACAAAGUGCUGUAAACGCCGUAUAGUAAAUCGGAUUCGAUUUGAUAUUUUGACCAAAUUGUUGCAAUACCCGCAAGUAACCGGUAAACAAAGUCCCUGUGUUGAUCGGCCAAAUAUACAGAACUCGAAUAUCUAUGUAAUCGACCAAACUAAGUGCGUCCGGUCCAAGAAAACAGAAAAAUUCGUGAGCCUUUUUGGUGCUUGUUCGUUUAACAUUUACAAAUGGCCGAUAUGGAUGCCGUCAAUCUUGGUCUUGAUGAGGCCGAAAUUGAUGCAGAAAUGACUGCUGGUCUGCCGGAAGAGGACUCAUUUGAUACGCGCAGCGAAGCGUCUGGUGGUAGCUCAAGCAGUUCGGACACAAAUCCCAGCAUCAGUUCAGUUGACAGUGAAUCGUCGAUAAGUCCGAAAAUACGUCGUUCGCACCUAAAUCGCGAACGUUCGUUCGACAAACGGAAAUCGAAAAGUCCAGUUGCUGUCCACAAGAAACAGUCAACAGCCGCACAAAAGUCCAGUUCCAAGUCCGCGUACGACUACAUGACCAAGUUGAACUAUCUGUUCCGUGAGACUCGGUUCUUUGUGAUCAAAUCGAACAAUGCCGAAAAUGUGACACUGUCCAAGAGCAAAGGUGUCUGGUCGACAUUGCCACAGAACGAAGCGAAUUUGAAUCAGGCAUUCCGUGAGGGUCGCAAUGUGAUUUUGAUAUUUUCGGUGAAAGAAAGUGGCAAAUUUGCUGGCUUCGCUCGGAUGGUCGGUGAAUCGAGACGAGACGUGCCGACGGUGUCGUGGGUGCUGCCGCAUGGUUUGACUGCGAAAGCGUUGGGCGGUGUGAUUGAGGUGGAUUGGGUGUGCAAAAAAGAAUUGUCGUUCAAUUGCACGGGACAUUUGUACAAUCCGUGGAACGAGGGUAAACCGGUAAAGAUUGGACGUGACGGUCAGGAGAUCGAGCAAAAGGUUGGUGCCGAGCUGUGCCGGCUCUUUCCCGAAGACGAAAGUAUUGAUUUGACACCGAUUUUGAAGAAAUCAAAAGAAGCUGCACGCAUCCUACGCGAAAAAGGUGGACGAGUUCCUGCCUACAAAGGACCAACGCGUCCAACACGAGGCCGAGUCACCAACAAUCAUACAGCGGUACGUGGCCGUAAGAAACUAUUUUUGACGAGUCGCAGCAAACUGAACAGCGUUGCUAGCUACAAACGAUCCGGUUCACCGUAUUUAGGCCGAGACCGUAGCGGUCAUCACUACGAUCGCUUCAGCUCAACUGCAGCAGCUGCCGAAGCGUAUGUUGCCGACUAUAUGCGCACCAUGCAACAUCAAUUACCACCGAUGCCGUACGCUCCACCACCAGGCUACGGAACACUGCUUCCAUCACCGUACGAACUGCCAGCACGAUACUACGACGGACUCGCCAUUCCCGACUAUCACGGCGAUCACAUGCCCACACCGCCAAUCGGUCGCACCGGACCUCCGAAUUACGACAAGCGAUCGUACGAUCGAUCGGUGGAAGAAUUCCUGUGGAAAACGUCGGGGCGUCCGCCGAUGGUCAGUGCACCGUCGAAAAGUUCGUCGUCGUCGUAUCACCAUCCAUCGGCUAGGGAUUAUCAUCAGAGUCGCGGUGGCAACAGCAGUGCACAAGGAACAACGUCACACGAACGGAACAAUGACCGAGAACAACGGUCUAGAGGCGGUCGCGAACGAGACUAUCGUGACCGGAGUCGCAGCUCGUACAGGAAUAGUCGCCGAUGACCGCAUUGGAGCUACGUCGUUGAAUCGGUCACGAAACGAUUGGUCAAACAUUGAUCUCCCCAACACAAUAUUUUACAAAUUCAUACAAAACGACAAAAGAGAGAAAGAGAAAAAUUUUGAUGAGAACGCGACCGUGUUAAGAGAGAGAAAGAAAUUAAUUUCGAUUUUACUUUGAAAAAGAGUAUUGUGCGACCAUUUGAAACAGAAUUUUGAGAGAAAAUUUUGGGAUUUUUUAAUUCAGAAAUUUUUUUGUUUUGUUUGUUUGUUUUUGAUCAUUUUCGAAUUUCGAAUAAAUCCGUCAAUGGGAAGGUAAAAGAAAAAUCGGAUCUUGAAUAAAAUGAAAAGUUUUUGGUCAAAAUUUUAAUGCAAAGGAAGAAGAAGAAGAGAGAGAAAAGAUUUAUUGGAUUUUGUCGAUUGUGUUUAUAGUGAUUGUGAUUGCAACAUUUUUUUUUUAUUAAAUUGAUUGAUUUAUAGUUAAACCAUUUGAAUGAGAUCGAAUUUUGUAAAAGUAAACGAAGAGCAAGAUGAACUUUUUAAACAACAACAAAAUAUGUAAAAUGAAUUGAUUGAUUGAUUGAUCCUUCUCUAUAAGUGCAAAAAUCUAAAAUUAAUAAAAAAUAAUUAAAGCGAAGCAAAGUGAUUUCUUCGAGGUAAAAUUGAGAUGAAAAAUAAAAUUUAAGGAAAAAAAUAAUUUCUUUUUGAAUCAAGUAAAUGCAAAAGGACUCGAGUUUUAUUUGUUGGACUUAAAAUAAAAUUAUUUGAAAACGAACUCUAUCAGGUGAUGUGAAAAGAAUCUGUUUCAAUUGCGGCGAAGAGAGACACUAAAAAUUUUUGUCGUUUUGUUCGAAGUACCAGAUUUACUUCGUUGAACUUUUAUAUUCCAAUGAAAAAUAACAAGUGAAUCGCUUCCUCCUACUCUUGCAACCCUCGUGUGGUUUUUAAAUUCAACGAAUCAUUCAACCAAAAUGGAAUUGUGGGUUGAUUUUCGUUAAAAAAAAAUAUUUAUUUUUUCCAAUUUCAUCAGCGACAUCGAUUGAACUCACGGA